AUGUCAACCGACAUGAUGCGCGCUGUUAUUAUGCACGAGAUCGGUGGUCCCGGGGUGCUAAAGCUCCAAAACGUUCCCAAGCCAACACCCGCCGCCGGAGAGGUCCGUAUCCGCAUCAAGGCGUUUGGUCUCAACCGUUCGGAAAUGUUCACUCGCCAAGGUCAUUCUCCCGGAGUGAGCUUUCCUCGCAUUCUUGGCAUAGAGGCAGCCGGAAUCGUCGAUAUCGCCUCGGCGGUAUCUGGCUUCCAACCAGGUGACAUAGUUGUCACUGCCAUGGGAGGCAUGGGUCGUGUCUUCGAUGGCGGAUACGCCGAAUACACGGUAGUGCCCGCCUCCCAAGUGCGACCUGUCAAAACUACUGUUGCAUUUGGGCCUGAUCAUUCUGUGAGGUGGGACCUCCUCGGUGCCCUCCCGGAACUCAUGCAGACGGCAUGGGGGUCGUUGAUGAUCAGUCUUCAGCUAGUGCCCAGCGAUCGCCUGUUGAUUCGUGGAGGAACCACCAGCGUGGGGUUGGCUGCCGCAUUGCUCGCUCGAUCCCACGGAGCCUCAGUCACGGUAACGACUCGGAGUCCAGCUCGUGUUGAUUCCUUGCGUGCACUCGGAAUUGAGGACGUCAUUGUUGACGGAGGAUCUAUACUGGAAGAGGUCCAGAAACGAGCUCCAUUUAGUAAGGUCCUUGAGCUUGUCGGUGUCACUACCUUGGAGGACUCCUUGCGAUGCGCGGCACCUGGUGGCACCGUCUGCAUGGCUGGUAUUGCAGGCAAUAAAUGGACCUUCGAACAAUUCAGUCCGAUGGCAUCUAUCCCAACGUCGGUCAAGUUGACCACAUAUGCAAGCACCUCAGAUGCUCUGCUUGAAACCCCCAUUGAAUCGAUCGCCAGGGAUGUUGCGAACGGAAAAAUGCCUUUGCCAAUAAGAACCUUUCCAAUUGAGGAUAUUGUGGAGGCUCAUCAGUUGAUGGAGGAAGGGGCAAUGGCCAAAAUUGUAAUGCUAGUUUAG
This is a messenger RNA of Penicillium atrosanguineum, 999 nucleotides long. RefSeq names its product zinc-binding alcohol dehydrogenase family protein. The coding region runs from base 1 to 999 and encodes 332 amino acids. NCBI's taxonomy places the organism in Eukaryota, Fungi, Ascomycota, Eurotiomycetes, Eurotiales, Aspergillaceae. Gene Ontology annotation, molecular function: oxidoreductase activity. The record is from RefSeq and is a predicted model, not a curated record. The transcript has a single exon.